AUGCCUACUUCACGAUAUUCAAUCGUCAUCCCUAUCAUUUUUAUCCUGAUGAUGAAUUAUCCAUUAUAUGCCAAUGGUACUAAAGAUUAUGUAUCACAAGCUAGUAGUCCUACACUUAGUGGUGGUCAAAUAGCGGGUAUUGUGAUUGGAUUGAUCGCCCUAUGUUGUUUACUUGGAUGCAUAGGAGCCGCCUGUAAUGGUAAGAAAAAAGUGGAGCCACAGCCACCUCCAACACAGAAAUAUGCAGUGGCUGUUGUGCGCAUAGAAUAA
Messenger RNA from Adineta ricciae, 270 nucleotides. NCBI's taxonomy places the organism in Eukaryota, Metazoa, Rotifera, Eurotatoria, Adinetida, Adinetidae. The record is from the annotation of a GenBank genome assembly.